UUCCCGGGAAAAGGGGGGCGGAGAGCGCUAGGCGGCGCAGCGGGUGCUCUUACCUUUACUUGGAAGAGAGUCCUCCUCGGAUUAAGCGGGGUGCUUUACAGCAAUGGCCUUGCUCCACAUCAUCGUCCUAUUGCUGGUGGCUGGGCUGUGCAUGGGCCAGGACUUCCCUUUCAGGGACCCCACAUUGCCUUGGGAGGAGCGGCUGGACGACCUGGUUAACAGGCUGACAUUGGAUGAGAUGAUACUGCAGAUGGCAAGAGGAGGGGCAGAGGGCAACAGCCCAGCGCCACCCAUUAAACGACUGGGCAUUGGGCCCUACAGCUGGAACACGGAGUGCCUGCGUGGAGACGUUGCGGCCCCAGGAUGGGCAACUGCUUUCCCCCAGGCCCUGGGCUUGGCUGCCUCCUUCAGCCCUGAGCUCAUCUAUCGCGUGGCCAAUGCCACAGCCACUGAGGUCCGUGCCAAACACAACUACUUCAUCUCCGUUGGUAACUACGACGACCACACUGGCCUGAGCUGCUUCAGCCCUGUGUUAAACAUUAUGAGGCACCCACUGUGGGGCAGAAACCAGGAGACUUACGGAGAGGAUCCAUUCCUGACCAGGGAGCUGGGUGUGGCUUUUGUGACAGGGCUGCAGGGUGACCACCCCCGCUAUGUCAAGGCCAGCGCUGGCUGCAAGCACUUUUCCGUCCAUGGAGGUCCCGAGAACAUCCCUGAGUCCCGUUUGUCCUUCGAUGCUAAGGUGGAGGAGCGUGACUGGCGCAUGACCUUCCUGCCUCAGUUUGAGGCCUGCGUACGGGCUGGAACCUUCAGCUUCAUGUGCAGCUAUAACAGGAUUAAUGGAAUCCCCGCCUGCGCUAACAAGAACCUGCUAACAGACAUCCUGCGUGGAGAAUGGGGCUUCCAGGGCUAUGUGGUGAGCGAUGAGGGAGCUGUGGAGCUGUUAUGGCUUGGUCACAACUAUACCCACAGCUUGCUGGAGUCUGCCAUAGCUUCUGUGAAUGCCGGAUGCAACCUGGAAGUUUCAUACGGGAUGCGGAACAAUGCUUUCACGUUUAUAGGCCAGGCUGUUGCCAAAGGCAACAUCUCCUUCAAAACAAUCAGGGCCAGUGUCCGCCCACUUUUCCGCACCCGUAUGCGCCUGGGUGAGUUUGACCCACCGACCAUGAACCCCUACAAUGCCCUGGGACUGGAGGACGUGCAGACGGAGGCCCACCGCCAGCUGGCUCUUGAAGCUGCCAUUCAUUCCUUUGUCCUGCUAAAAAACCAGCACGGGAUGCUACCUCUUAAGGCCCCAGAUGUGUCGAGGAAGGACUUUGCAGUGGUUGGGCCCUUUGCUGACAAUCCUAGUGUUCUCUUUGGGAACUAUGCUCCAGUCCCAGAUCCUCAGUACAUCUAUACACCCAGGAGGGGCCUGGCAACAAUUGCGGCGAAUGUCACCUUUGCCGCCGGAUGUACCAAUCCCAUGUGCAGCUCCUAUAUGCCAGCCCAAGUGAAGGCCGUGGUAGAAGCAGCAGACAUCGUGGUUGUGUGCCUGGGUAUAGGAACUGAUCUGGAGGCAGAAACCAAAGACCGGAAGGACUUGGCCUUGCCUGGCCACCAGCUGCAACUCCUUCAGGAUGCUGUGGCCUGGGCUGCUGGACGUCCAGUGAUUCUGCUGCUGUUCAACGCAGGCCCACUUGACGUGAGCUGGGCCAAGGCACAGGACAGCGUGGGAGCGAUCUUAGCCUGUUUCUACCCAGCUCAGGCCACCGGCCUGGCUCUUGCCAAGGUGUUGGUGGGAGCUAAAGGGGCAAAUCCUGCUGGCCGACUCCCUGCUACGUGGCCUGCAGGCAUGCACCAGGUUCCACCAAUGGAGAACUACACAAUGGUUGGACGGACGUACCGCUACUAUGGGGACGAGGCUCCGCUGUACCCCUUUGGCUAUGGGCUCUCGUUUACCACCUUUCAAUACAGCGACCUGGUGCUAGGUGCCGAUGUUUUGCCCAUUUGCGGUAACCUCAGCAUCUCUGCAGUGGUGAAGAAUGUGGGCUCCAGGGAUGGUGAAGAGGUGGUGCAGCUCUACCUCCGCUGGGGAGGGGCAUCCGUGCCAGUGCCACGCUGGCAGCUGGUUGGCUUCCGCCGGAUUCCAGUGCCUGUGGGACAUGCCGUGAAAGUACCCUUCCAGUUAGACUUCAGCCAGAGAGCCAUCUGGGCUGGGGAGUGGCGCCUGGAGCCUGGCACUUUCACCCUUUUUGUUGGGGGGCAGCAGCCCUUCCAAGAAACCCGAGCCCCUUCUAACAUCCUGCAAGCUGAUUUUACAGUCUCCGGGGAGGCCUGCCGCACCGUCCAAUGCUAGUCGUCGGAACAGAUGAGGGAGGAGCCCCCUGAAAGGCAAAAGGGCAUCUCACUAGGUCAGGCCAUGUAUAUAUGAGAUGAGUUUCUGCAUUAAGAAAAAUGUGCAGGAGGAGGGAGAGACUGUGAGGCCCUAUGAACUGUGGGAGAGGGUAAUAUCCCUCUGGAUAUACGCCAGCCUUGUUUUUGUGGCCUGCGUGGCAAGAACUGUUUUCAGUGGAGCACUGGUGAGGCUGGGGCUAAUCUGGAGAAGAAGGCUCUGAGAUAACAGAAGGUUGUUCUCUGAAAGGAUGAUGACAGUUUGAUUUUUAAAGUCAUUGAUCAUGUCUUCAGCUAGCUUUGCUAAAACUGAAUAGGCAAUAAAGGGCUCAAAUAGCAGCAAGCGGAGGAUGCUUGAAAGAU
Molecule: messenger RNA, 2736 nt
Organism: Lacerta agilis (Sand lizard)
Lineage: Eukaryota; Metazoa; Chordata; Lepidosauria; Squamata; Lacertidae
Product: probable beta-D-xylosidase 5
Exons: 15
Coding region: 104-2338 (744 amino acids)
Biological process (GO): arabinan catabolic process; xylan catabolic process
Cellular component (GO): plant-type cell wall
Molecular function (GO): xylan 1,4-beta-xylosidase activity; alpha-L-arabinofuranosidase activity
Source: RefSeq, a predicted model, not a curated record